Messenger RNA from Aureobasidium uvarum, 1710 nucleotides. The record is from the annotation of a GenBank genome assembly. Lineage: Eukaryota; Fungi; Ascomycota; Dothideomycetes; Dothideales; Saccotheciaceae.
AUGAACGGUGAUUCAUAUUCCAGCCGCGAUCGUCCCAGUGGCAGACACGCGUCCUCGCGCGACCACUAUUCAUCCAGAGACGACCGUCGCGACCGUGACCGUGGUGGAGACAGAGAGCGCGAGAGAGAAAGGCCACGCAGACGUUCGCGCUCACCCGGACACCGCCCGCGCAGAGACGAAUUCCAAGGAGACACAUACUCGUCGAGCCGCGACUACAGGGAGCGCGAAAGAGAAGACAGAUACGCUGGAAGAGAUAGGCGCGGAGGUGGCCGCGAAUGGGACAGAGGAGACCGUGGCGCCGAACGACGAGGAGACCGCCGUGAUGACCCACGCGGAGGUGCCAGAGAGCGCGGCGACCGUGGCGGUGAUCUGUUCGACGACCGCAGAGGAGGUGGCAGAGGAGGCCGCGACCGCGAUGGUGGACGUGCUCCUCAGCAAUCCAUCGACCAGAAGCGCAGCCCCAGCCCUCCGAGAAAGCCCAAGGAGCCUACCCCCGACUUGACCGACGUCGUGCCCAUUCUCGAACGCAAGCGUCGUCUUACACAAUGGGACAUCAAGCCCCCUGGCUACGAAAAUGUCACAGCUGAGCAGGCCAAGCUCUCGGGCAUGUUCCCUCUUCCUGGUGCUCCUCGCCAACAACCCAUGGACCCUACGAGACUUCAGGCUUUCAUGAACCAGCCCGCUAAUGCCGGCGCAAACACCGCUCUCAAGCCCUCAAACGCUCGCCAGUCAAAACGUCUCUUUGUGCACGGUAUCCCUUCUGCUUCGACCGAGGACAACAUCAUCGACUUCUUCAACCUCCAACUCAACGGCCUCAACAUUGUCAAGGGCAUGGACCCUUGUCUGUCCGCUCAAAUCUCUCCCGAGCACGACUUUGCUCUCUGCGAGUUCAAGACACCCGAGGAUGCUACAACCGCUUUGGCCCUAGAUGGCAUCUCUAUGAGCGACGACUCUGCUAACGGUUCAGCAAAUGGCAGACCCGCCGGUUUGCAAAUCCGCCGUCCCAAGGACUACAUUGUACCUGCUGUCACAGACGAGAGCGAGCAGAUGGAGGGCAUUGUUUCCGAGAACGUUCCAGACACUCAGAACAAGCUUAGAAUGUCCAACAUCCCUACAUUCAUCGAAGAUGCGCAAGUCAGAGAAUUGCUUACGACCUUUGGUGAGCUCAAAUCUUUCGUCCUUGCCAAAGACACUUCCUCUGGCGCAAGCCGUGGAUUCGCCUUCUUCGAAUACAUGGACUCCACAAAGACCGAUGAGGCUGUUACAGGCUUGAACGGAAUUGAGUUGGGUGAUGGUGCGCUUAGAGCUGCAAGAGCCGCUGUCGGUGUGCAGCAGGUUGGUGGCGACAUGAGUGUCAACGCCAUGAGCAUGCUUGCCGGUACCACAAGUGCAGACGUUGAGCAAGGUCGCGUGCUUUGCCUGUUGAACAUGGUUACAGCAGAGGAGCUUUUGGAUAAUGAUGAAUACGAAGAAAUCGUCGAAGACGUCAAAGAAGAAUGCAGCAAGUACGGUUCAGUACAGGAAAUGAAGGUUCCCCGUCCUUCUGGCGGUAGCAGACAGUCCAACGGUGUCGGCAAGAUCUACGUCAAGUACGACAACAACGAGUCUGCUUCAAAGGCUCUGCGUGCUCUGGCUGGUAGAAAGUUUGCUGACCGCACUGUGGUCGUUACCUUCUUCGGCGAGGAAUACUUUGAUGUUAACGCAUGGUAA